Lentinula edodes (shiitake mushroom) is the source of this 1425-nucleotide messenger RNA. Its product is annotated as glucooligosaccharide oxidase. The transcript is spliced from 6 exons. NCBI's taxonomy places the organism in Eukaryota, Fungi, Basidiomycota, Agaricomycetes, Agaricales, Omphalotaceae. The record is from RefSeq and is a predicted model, not a curated record. Bases 1 to 1425 code for a protein of 474 amino acids. Gene Ontology annotation, molecular function: oxidoreductase activity; FAD binding.
AUGCAGCUGCCAGUGCUGCCUGUAAGUGUCUCCCGGUUCGUAGUCAGACGAUUAACUUAUUUGACGGCAUAUCCACCAGAUAACCUCCGGUUCGUGUUCGAGCCAUCUGCUGUGGCCUAUCCAACGACACCCGAGGAUGUAUCUUCCAUUAUACAGGCAGGGAUUGACAACAAUCUCCAGGUAGUGGCUCGUGGUGGUGGGCACAGUUAUGUGGCCAACGGGUUAGGCGGCAAGAAUGGAUCUCUCGUUAUCGAUAUGAGUGGCAUGAAGAAUAUUACCAUUGAUCAUUCUUCGAAUACAGCCGUUAUUGGAACAGGAAAUAGACUAGGCGACGUGGCUCUGGCAUUGAAUGCUGCCGGACGCGCAAUGCCCCAUGGAACAUGUUCUUAUGUUGGGAUAGGCGGCCAUUCAGCAUUCGGCGGCUACGGAUUCACUUCCAGGCAGUGGGGUCUUGCUCUCGAUACUAUAUUUGCCAUAAAUGCUGUCCUAGCCAAUGGCACCAUAGUGAGAGCGACAGAAGACUCGUAUCCGGAUCUCCUCUGGGCCCUGAAAGGUGCUGCCCCUUCCUUUGCAAUUACUACAUCCAUAGAAAUCAACACAUAUGCUACACCAUCUUAUGCCAUCGUUAUGGAAUACACCUGGUCGAACAUGGAUUACGAAACAGCAGGACAGUCCAUGUAUUCGUUCCAGAACUUCUCUCUUUCUGGUCCAGCUUCCCCUUUCGCCGGAGAACUUGUCAUUUCAAGAGGGUCUGAGGAGGGCCAAGUCACAUUUGGUUUUACUGGCGCUUGGUAUGGCGAAGAGGGCUCUGCUAUCCCGACUAUCCAGCCAUGGCUAGAUACGAUGCCUACGCCCACUCAAUCUAGCUUAAUUGGAGACGGUUCCUAUAUUGACACAGUCUCCCAAUUAUCUGGCACGAGUUUAAAUACUUCCCAAGCAGCUGACUCCACCGAUACUUUCUAUGCGAAGUCUAUCAUGACUCCAGAGAACGAUCCUAUGAACUUGGAAUCUUGCACAGCAUUCAUGCAAUAUCUUGCAACCCAAGGAUUCCAUUCGAACACGAAUUGGUUUGUCGAAAUUGAGCUUUACGGUGGUCCCAACUCGAAAAUUCGCUCGAUCCCCAAUAAUGCUACCGCGUUUUCGGGUCGUGAUACACUGUUCACUUUCCAACUUUACGCAUCUUCAUCAAAUUCUUUGCCGCCUUAUCCCGAAGAAGGAUUCUCCUUUUUGGAUAACAUGGCGACGAGCAUCACUUCAAAUAUGCCCUCUACUUGGAGUUAUGGGGCGUACACAAACUAUAUCGACGAUCAGCUGGAAAAUUGGGAAACUCUUUAUUUCAACGAAAACUACCCUAAGCUUCAGUCCCUCAAAGACCAACUGGAUCCCCAGGGUCUAUUCAUGUUCCCGACUUCGAUUCAAGAGUAA